Messenger RNA from Colletotrichum godetiae, 1438 nucleotides. Its product is annotated as glutathione-dependent formaldehyde-activating enzyme. NCBI's taxonomy places the organism in Eukaryota, Fungi, Ascomycota, Sordariomycetes, Glomerellales, Glomerellaceae. The record is from RefSeq and is a predicted model, not a curated record. The coding region runs from base 122 to 1264 and encodes 380 amino acids. The transcript has a single exon.
GUUGACAGCCUGUGGUACUAAGGUACUCACUGGAGCGACUCGAUCGUGGUGCGAAGAACUCGAGUAUUUCUAUGAACAUCACCUCCUACCCUGAUGCCUAAAAACAACAAGUCAAGCCGCCAUGUCGCCAUACACAUUCAAUAUCUCUUGCCUCUGCGGCGCUGUCUCGCAGCGAUUACAACCUACGGUUACUCAUGGAGAGGCUGUGGACCUGUCCAUCAACCACGGCGACGUUGAUCGACAUACCACGGGUAUUCUCUGCGCCUCAUACUUCCCCAUUCGAGAACCUCAUCAGCUACUGGGAACGGCAGAGUACCAUGGCCCUGACGGGUGGGCAAGAUACUUUUGCAACACCUGCGGAUGCCAUGUCUUUAGACGCAGAGAUAUAGAUGGGAUAUCUGUAUGGGAAGCGGCGACUGGCGUUCUACUGAAUUGCACUGAGGAAGAAACUGACGCGGACGCGCGUUACGCAAGACAUACCGGCGUUUCCGACACCAAAGACGGGGGUAUUUCGGUGUGGCUGCCCGAGAUUGAUGGACGGCGGUUGGAAUCACCCACAAACCCAGUCAUUGUGGAACCAAGAACUACGACGAAGCUUCCUCCUAUGCCACCUAUCUAUCCGAAAGAUUCCCUGCCUGCCUCAUGCGCCUGCGGUACGGUGAGCUUCCACAUCACACGGCCAACCGAGGAAAGCUAUCUACCGCACUCCGGCUUCCCUGAUCUGCAGUAUGCUGCCGUCGAGCACUCACACGAGUUCAUGAAGAACUCUGACAGCCUCAAAUGGUGGAUUCGAAGUGACGGCACCAAAUACUUGGCUGGCACCUGUGCCUGUCGGUCUUGCCGUCUCAUCUCCGGAUUUGAGAUUCAAACCUGGACAUUCGUCCCCCGCUGCAAUAUCUUCUUCCACGUUCCCGGACCAGACGACGGGCAGUCCGUCAUCUUGCCCCUCAGCUUUUCGGACUUACCGGCUGGAAUCGCGAAAACGUAUGAAUCUUCACCUGGCGUCUUUCGCGAGUUUUGUGCCAAAUGCGGCGCGACGGUCUUCUGGCGCGACAGUUGGCGACCAGACGUCAUCGACGUCAGCGUAGGGCUGCUUCGGGCAGACGAGGGCGCGCGGGCCGAGACGUGGCUGGACUGGUGGACUAAGCGAUGUAGUUUCGAAGAAGAGACGGAAAGGGGUCGAUCAGGAGAGCCCGCCCGCAUUGCUAGGAGGCUCAUUGAUGGCCUAGAACGAGGCUUGCGCUCAGGGGCCCAGUCAAAGUGAUGCAGCUUGGGAUCACGGCAGAUAGCUAUAAGAUAUUCAAUCAGAAACAAAUCGUUCACCGUGACGCUCGUUGCAGGUCGCUAGCAGGCCUAUAAUAGGCAAUUUGCAGAUUCACGUUCUUCUUGGCGAGCAAGAUAACAAAUCAUUCUUGGUACGGAGUAUACAAACUGGAUC